AUCUUAUUAGCAGAACGAGAUAGACGCGAAGAGACAGUCGUGGUAUUGCAGUGAAGGCGAGACAGUUGUAGUGUUACUGUGCAGUGUGGUGGUGCUGCAGUGCUACCGUUACGCUGGCUGGGGCGUGCGUGGGCGAGGCGUGGCGGCGGGGACAUGUGGAAGCGCCCCAGGAGGAGGUAGUGCAUGAAACAACCAUGGAUCCCUACCCUGGGGGACGCCUCGGUGGCUUCCUUCACCCGAGCCCCGCCCCCGCCCUGCACUUCGACCUAGAGGCGCUGCUCAAAAUAGACGACCUGCGCUCUUGGAUCCAGGACCUCGAGGCUUCCAGGGGUCGUCGCUACCAGACCCUGUACAGUGACUACGACGACUACGACAGCCUGGAGGAGGGUGACAUCACGCAGAAGGGCUACGAGAAGAAGAAGGCGCGCCUGCUGCAGCCCUAUGUCAUCCGGGACCCCAACCAGGCCUCCCACCAGGCGGCGCUGCAGGCACAACACAGCAGCGGUGCCAGCAGCCGCCGCCACCGCAGUGAACAUCGCAGCGUCACUACUCACGAGCGGCGCUACCUCUCAGGUGCUCAAGCCGAGGCCGCCUCCCCCUCCACCCGCUCCCGUCGCCGAGCCCAGCGCCGAGUCACCAGGAAUGAGUCCCGCUACCACUCCGAGGUGCGGCAGGAGGCGGUCAAGGAGGCACUGGCGCAGUACCAGUCACGGCCGAAGAACCUGCCACUGCCCUCCAAGCGGUCCUCGGUGAUGACAGCACGCUCCCCUGACAGGCACCACCGUGACUCAGACUCAGAAGACAGUGAUGAGGAUAGCGUGACAGCCGAGGGCAGCCUGGGGAGCAGUGGAGGUCACAGCGGGUCACAGGGCACACCAGAGGUCACACGCACACCACUCCUACUGCCGCCACCACAGGUGCCCACACAUGGCAGCGGGGGAGGCACGCCUGCCAGCAGCUCUGGCAGCAGUCACCACACCCCGCCUCACCCCAUGCCACCCAAGCAGCAGCAGCCUCUGCCCCCUGUUCCCCCACACAGUUUGAGUAACGGUGGCGAGGAGGAGCGGAGGAGACGAGAGAUGACGGACGUGCCCGACCCAAUGCGCAACAUUACCUCAUUUUCACAGCCGCCGGACGUCACCAACAACACAAGCAGCGGCAAUGCCCGGAUGCCCCGUGAUGACCGCAUCACCCGCUACUCUGGUCCCGCCUCCAGCAGACAGUCCUCCUCUGAUGCCGACUCAGACGGAUGGAGAGACGCUCUCUAUCAUUUUCCAGAAAAUUGGAGAGGAACUGGACGAUGGAAAGUUUCCAACAAGAUACAGCAACUCCUCAACACACUCAAGAGACCAAAAAGACGACCUCUUCCAGAGUUUUACCUCGAUGAUGAAGAAGAUCUGGAAAUUGCUGCAAAUCCCAAAGAUCCAAACGCUCCCAAGCCUGAGGGGAUGGUGAUGACCCCGGCCAGAGGAGAACAGUUGGUGAUCCCUGCUGGCCUCCCUCGGUCCGUGGAGGAUGCAGUGUACCGCUAUGGGUCCUCAUCAGGCUACAAGGCACCUGUGGCCACUGUGCUGGAUGCCAAUGGGAAGCUCUCCGUCUCUCUCACUUACGGUAAAUUGUUAAGCAGAUCACAGAAGAUGGCAUACAACCUGCUGACCCGCCUUGGGGGUCGAGGUGAGGGAACAGUGAUGCCGGGUGACCGUGUGGCACUUGUCUACCCUAACAACGACCCUGUGUCCUUUAUGUGUGCAUUCUACGCAUGUCUGCAGGCCGGGCUGGUCCCUGUUCCCAUUGAAGUCCCACUGUCAAGAAGAGAUGCAGGAUCACAGCAAAUUGGGUUCCUGCUGGGUAGCUGUGGGGUGUCAGUGGCCUUGACCUCUGAGGCAUGCUUCAAGGGCAUCCCCAAGACUAGUGCUGGGGAAGUGGUGUCCUUCAAGGGGUGGCCCAAACUGACCUGGUUCAUCACUGAUCACCUACCCAAGCCUCCCAAGGACUGGCAGACGCCUCCCAGACACUCAGACGACACUGCGGCGUACAUAGAGUACUGCACGGACAAGGAUGGCUCAGUGAAGGGGGUGGUGGUGACACGGACGGCAAUGUUGGCGCACUGCCGCACACUCACCUCUGCCUGCAACUACACUGAGGGGGAGGUGGCUGUCUGCGUCCUCGACUUCAAGAGAGAGGUUGGCUUGUGGCACUCCAUGCUCUGUUCUGUGUUCAACGGCAUGCACGUCAUAUUCAUUCCAUAUUCCGUCAUGAAGGUGAACCCGGCCUCCUGGAUGCACAUGAUUACCAGAUUUAAAGCCAGCAUAGCGAUAGUCAAGUCCCGUGACCUACACUGGGGUCUGCUGGCCACCAAAGAUCACAAGGAUGUGAGUCUUCAGUCGCUACGUCUGCUACUGGUUGCUGACGGAGCCAACCCUUGGUCCCUCUCUUCCUGCGACCAGUUCCUCGCUGUGUUUCAGAGUAAAGGUCUCCGGCCAGAUGCCAUUUGCCCCUGUGCAUCAUCCCCAGAAGCUCUCACCGUCUCUGUCAGGAGGCCGGGCCACGGCGGCGCCAACGCAGUGGGCCGAGGAGUGCUAAGCAUGCAGGGCCUGAGCUAUGGUGUUGUGCGAGUUGACCAGGAGAACUCCCUCACCUCCCUCACACUGCAGGACUGUGGCCAAGUUCUGCCUGGAGCAAUGAUCAUUGUAGUAAAACUGGAAGGUCAGCCAUUCGUGUGCAGGACGGAUGAAGUGGGCGAGAUCUGUGUGGCAGGUGCGGCAAUGGGUGACCAGUACUGGGGACUGCAGGGCAUGACCAACGCCACCUUUCGUGUCCAGCCGCUGCUGCCAGACAACACACCUAUCUCAGACAGUUCCUCCUUCGUGCGAACGGGUCUCCUGGGAUUCCUUGGCCCUGGUGGGCUGGUGUUUGUGUGUGGAUCACGUGACGGCCUCAUGACAGUCACUGGCCGCAAGCACAACACAGACGACAUCAUUGCCACAGUCCUGGCUGUGGAGCCCAUGAAGUUCAUUUACCGAGGACGCAUUGCCGUCUUCUCUCACCGAGUGCUGAGGGAUGAGAGGAUAUGCGUCAUCGCCGAGCAGCGUCCAGACUGUUCUGAAGAAGAGAGCUUCCAGUGGAUGUCAAGGGUCCUUCAAGCAGUGGACAGCAUACACCAAGUAGGGAUAUACUGCUUAGCUCUUGUUCCUCCCAACCAUCUGCCAAAGACACCCUUGGGAGGGAUCCACUUGUCUGAGACACGUAAGAAGUUCCUCGAAGGCUCCCUCCACCCAGCCAACGUGCUCAUGUGCCCCCACACGUGUGUCACCAACCUGCCCAAGCCCCGUGAGGUUCACCACGACGUGGGGCCAGCAAGUGUGAUGGUGGGGAACCUGGUGCAGGGCAACCGGCUAGCCAGUGCUCAGGGCCGGGAAAUGGGCCUCAUGGACAAUGACGACGGCAUGAGACGGCAUCCUCAGUUCAUCGCCGACAUCCUGAAGUGGCGGGCAUCCACCACAGAGAACCAUGAGAUCUUGACACUCCUCAACUCCAAGGGUCAGGUGGCCACCUCACUCACCUGUGCUCAGCUCCACAAGAAGGCAGAGCGAGUGGGCUGCCUCUUGCUGGAGAAGGGUCACAUCAAUACUGGUGACCAUGUAGCUCUCAUUUACCCUCCUGGAGUAGACCUAAUAGCAGCCUUCUACGGGUGCCUGUAUGUUGGUGCUGUGCCAGUGACAAUCCGCCCCCCACAUCCGCAAAACCUACAGUCUACAGUGAACACAGUUAGAACAGUUGUAGAUGUAUCCAAAUCUUCUAUAAUACUGUCUACCUUGUCAGUUAUAAAACUUCUGAAGAGCAAGGAGGAGAAGUUUGACAGUGGCAAGAAGUGGCCUCCAAUCCUCGACACAGACGACCUCCCAAAGAAGCGGCUGCCCUCCAUAUACAAAGCACCAACACCAGAGAUGAUCGCCUACCUGGAUUUCAGUGUCUCCACGACGGGAAUGUUGGCUGGCAUCAAGAUGUCCCACGGUGCAGCAACCUCUCUCUGCCUCAGCAUGAAGGUUGCCUGUGAACUGUACCCUUCCCGAGUGGUGGCCCUUUGCCUGGAUCCUUACUGUGGCCUGGGGCUGGCGCUGUGGGUCCUCUCCUCCAUAUAUUCUGGACACCAGUCCAUUCUCAUUCCUCCUGGUGAGGUUGAGGUGAAUCCCUCCUUAUGGCUCUCCGCUGUCUCACAGUACAAAGUGCGCGACACCUUUUGCUCGUAUGGAGUGAUGGAGCUGUGCACUAAGGGCCUGGGCUCCUCCAUUGCUCUCCUGAAGCAGCGCAGCGUGAACCUGGCAUGUGUCAGGACCUGCGUUGUAGUGGCAGAGGAGCGGCCAAGAGUGCAGCUCACCAACUCCUUCUCCAAACUCUUCAGCGGCCUUGGACUUUCCCCCCGUGCAGUGUCAACUAGCUUUGGCUGUCGAGUCAAUGUGGCCGUGUGUCUGCAGGGCGCAUCCUCCCCCGACCCCACCACUGUGUUUGUUGACCUGCGCUCCCUACGACAUGACCGGGUCACACUGGUGGAGAGGGGCGCCCCCCACUCCAUCUGCAUCAUGGAGUCUGGGAAGUUGCUCCCAGGAGUGAAGGUCGUCAUUGCCAACCCUGACACAAAGGGACAGUGCUCCGACUCCAAUCUUGGGGAAAUCUGGGUCCAGUGCAACCACAACGCCAGCGGCUACUUCACCGUGUACGGUGACGACGGCACCUCCAACGACCACUUCAGCGCCCAGCUAGUGACCGGCAACACUGGGGAGACAUACGCCCGCACCGGCUACCUGGGCUUCCUGCGCCGCACUGAGUCGGUCCAGGCAGAUGGGGAGCUGCAUGAUGCCGUGUUUGUGGUAGGCGCACUGGACGAGACGGUCAUCCUGAGAGGGAUGCGUUACCACCCCAUCGACAUUGAAAUGACAGUCAUGCGGUGCCACAAGAAGAUCUCGGAGUGUGCGGUGUUCAACUGGACCAACUUGCUAGUGGUGGUGGUGGAGCUGGAUGGGGCGGAGUACGAGGCUCUGGACCUGGUGCCGCUGAUCACCUCGUCCGUCCUGGAGGAGCACCAGAUCAUUGUGGGGGUCAUUGUGGUGGUGGACCCCGGGGUGGUGCCCAUCAACUCCCGCGGGGAGAAGCAGCGCAUGCACCUGAGGGACGGCUUCCUGGCCGACCAGCUCGACCCAAUCUAUGUUGCCUACAAUAUGUAAAUAGUGAGCUGUUCUGAGCCGGACAGGAUAAAAGACAUUCAUUUUAUUUAGAUAACUGGAAGUUGCUCCAGGCUGGCAAGGUUCCUAUUGCCAGGAAAAUCGGAAAACAGGGAAAUAGAGAUUUUAUGUUUUAUGAUGACUCAUCGUGAGUGAUUGAAGCGAGUUUUAAAAAUGAAUGAAAGGUUUGCUACAAAUACACAAUGCAUCACAAGAACACUGUGGGUUACCAAGCAUGUAUAGGCAUACACCUUGAAUAACCCAUCAUAUAUAAAGCACACAGUCACUUUUGUAUAAUACAGGGAUGUUAUAUCCAAUAAUUUUUACAUUUAUAUUUGUUGUCAGAUGUAAGAAUGUUUAUUUUUUUUUUUCACCUUUAAAUAAGGAUUUUCUAUUAUUUACAAGUGCCAUGUGCAGCCUUUUACAAUUGCAUUUGUAGUGUGAUAUUUCAGUGAAUAUAUUCAGUCAUGAACUUUGGUAGACAGUUAAUGCUAGAUUGUGAUAGUGUUUGUGAGGUUAUAGAAAAUUUAAUAGACCAUAAAGCUGCUUAGAUAUAAUUGGUAUAGAGAGAAUGAAUGCAUUUCAAGUCAUUUUUUGACCUGAGGAAAUGUUUGCCACUUGAUACAGCCAAACAGUGUGUGUAUAUAGUCAUGUGAUGGCUAAGACUCAGGCCUCUGUACAUAGGGUACAGUAAUGUACCAAUUCCCAUCUUAUUUAGUCCUUAAAAGGAGUUGUUUUUUCAGCAAAUAUGUGACUUUUCUAGCGCAGUAGUGCUGAAAAACCUGCUCACCACCAUUUCUGUACAUUUGUAUAGCCGUAGAUAUGUUUAUCAUAUAGUCUUGGAAGCUUGGCGAACAGGAACUUUGUCCCGCUCAAAGCUCCGAGUGUCGCCAGUCACCUCCGCACCCAUGAGAAGCGUGUCGCAUUAGUGCUUCAGACGAGAAGUAUGUAAAAAAUCCUUUUCAUAACUUGUGUGUAAUGGAAGUAAUUUUAAUUUUAGGCAUUUGAGUGUUAAAUAUAUUGAAACUGUCCUUUGAGGCAUGCAUGAUGUGGAAAGUUCUUUUAAAAUAUGCUGGGGUAAAUACUUUAAAACUACAUGAAUGAGGCAUGAUAGGAACAAUUUUUAUGGGUGAGGAGAAAAUCUAUCUAGCAUAGCCUAGCUGAGACACAGCACACCUUCAAGUGUUGCAGAAUCAUACAGAUUUUAUAUAAAUUUGCAGUAGAGUAAUAUAGUAAGAUCAUAUUUUUUAUUUUAUAAUUCUAAGCAUUUUGCAUAAAACUGAGGCUCAAGCUGGCUAUUGUGACAAUACUUGUGGUCCGUGUGUGGCCCAGGGAGGGCCUCAGUCCUUAUUUUAACUUUGUACAUUGUUUUUACAUUGGAAAUUAAACAAUAAAAGGCAUGUGUGUAUCUAGUUCACUUUGGUUCUUCAGUAUUUCAGUGUGCCUCAUUUCACCGUGCCUCAGCCUGUCACCUUUGUUCAGAUUAUACUUUUUUUUCCAUAACUUUUUUUUUUUAUUAAUUUAAAAAUUAUCUUAAAACUUUGUCCAAAAUAAAAUGUGAAGUAGGAGGAAGUAUUUAUCUAUAUAUAAAUAUAUAAUAUAAGUUUUCAUUUAUAAUGAUCUCUGCUUUUCCAAGUAAGAUAAUGAUACGGAAUCACUUCUGUAGCUGUAUUACUAAGUCAUUCACUUUUGUUUGGAGUCAUAGAUUUGUUGUGUGUACAGUAUAGGUCAGCACUAUUGUUUAUAGCAUUGCCAAUGUAAUGAUUUAACAUUUAAUGACUGUAGAGGUGCAAUGAAAAGUAAUCAAAACAAAAAAUACAAAAAAAAAAAUUUAUAUGUCUGAUUGGAUAAAAGUGUCUCAUGUCUUCAUUUCCUCAAAGGUAACUGAGCAAGGUGAACUUUAAAAAGGGAAAACUUUUACAUACUCAUGUCUAUUAUGGCUUUCUGAAUUGACAGAUUCCAGAGCAGCUACAGGUAUCUUAUGUUUUUGUAUACUGUCUCUUAACAUACAGUACAAGCAAUAAAUGUUGAGAAAAG
Messenger RNA from Scylla paramamosain (green mud crab), 7256 nucleotides. RefSeq names its product disco-interacting protein 2-like (gene DIP2). Bases 195 to 5222 code for a protein of 1675 amino acids. Lineage: Eukaryota; Metazoa; Arthropoda; Malacostraca; Decapoda; Portunidae. The record is from RefSeq and is a predicted model, not a curated record. The transcript is spliced from 24 exons.